Molecule: messenger RNA, 1590 nt
Organism: Cadophora gregata
Lineage: Eukaryota; Fungi; Ascomycota; Leotiomycetes; Helotiales; Ploettnerulaceae
Exons: 2
Coding region: 1-1590 (529 amino acids)
Biological process (GO): ergosterol biosynthetic process
Cellular component (GO): mitochondrial outer membrane; endoplasmic reticulum membrane; lipid droplet
Molecular function (GO): 3-beta-hydroxysteroid 3-dehydrogenase (NADP+) activity
Source: RefSeq, a predicted model, not a curated record
AUGGGGUUACCACCAUGGGAGACGAGCGAUGGUCAGCUUUUUGCCUUGAUUACUGGCGCAAACAGUGGUCUAGGCUUUUCCAUUGCAGCCCGCCUCAUCGACGAAUUCUUCACGUCUCCCUCAACCAGCCCGAAUAAACAUCUCAUCCUCAUCCUCUGCACGAGAUCACCUAUGAAGACCCGAUUUACAAUUUCACGUCUGCGCGCCCACCUCAGAAUACAAGUCGAAAGCUCCCCGUUCGCAAAGAAGCAGAGAGUGAAAGCCAAGGAGCAAGGCAUUGAGUACAAAUGGGAGGACAUGGUACAGCGAGUCCAUUUCCUGGGCGUAGAAAUUGAUCUCUGUGAUCUGCGUAGUGUGUAUGCUCUGGCGGACAAGCUGGUCAAUGGCACGGUUGGGAGUCCGGAUGCAACUACAAUGGAUGGCGGUAAGCUCCCACACGGAUCGCCUGGUACGGCGAGCUACAGUCCGGAUGUAGAGCAGGAUAGAUGGGCGCUCAGCCAGAAGCCCGGAUCGAUCGGCUCACAAAGGUCGUGGGGUUGGGGAUUGAGCGGGAUACGGAUCCCCAGGCUAGAUGCUAUUAUCUUGAGUGCUGGUAUUGGUGGCUGGAUAGGUCUGGACUGGCCAUUAGCAAUAAGAACGGUUUUGUUCGACACGAUAGAUGCGGUUACGUGGCCGAUCUACAAGAAGUCGAGUUUGGGGGCUCUGGUCCGGACAUCACAUUCAACAGACGAUGCUAAGCAAUCGUUGCUAGAUGAUCAAGAGAAAUCACUCGGGCCACCACUGGGAGAAGUCUUCUGCGCAAACGUUUUUGGUCAUUACAUUCUCGCCCAUGAGUUGAUGCCCCUCCUCUCACGACCCACAUCGCCCAACGCAAAAACUUGUGGCAAAGUUAUCUGGGUCAGUUCUAUUGAAGCUGUGGAUGAUAAAUUCUCAAUCGACGAUAUUCAAGGCUUGGAAUCCGACUCGCCAUAUGAGAGCUCGAAGAGAGUUAUGGACUUGCUUGCUUUAACCUCGAAGCUACCAGCUACGCAACGACCAUCGGCACCAUUCUUUGACUGCUCGAAAACCACAACGGCAAAGAAGGGAUCAUCGAAGAACGGUGAACCUUCAUUAAAGCCCGAAAUGUAUGUGACCCAUCCAGGUAUUUUCGUGUCAGACAUAAUGCCACUCCCUGGUUUCCUGGUCGUCAUCUAUACAUGGGUGUUCUACAUCGCAAGAUGGAUAGGAAGCCCUUGGCAUCCUAUCAUACCAUAUAAAGCGGCAGUCUCUCCCGUCUGGAUUACUCUCACUGGUACCGAAGAACUCAAUGCUGCCGAAGGAGGUGGUUUAAAGAAGAUAAAGUGGGGAUCAGCAACCGACACGAGUGGAGAUGAACGGGUGAUGAAGACUGAGGUCCCUGGAUGGGGUUGGAAUGGCGACAUCGAGGACACUACGGAGAUCAAGAAUAGAAAAGGGAGGAAGAAGGAUGCGGUUGACUUGACAAAAGAGAAGAGAGAGGAGUUUGAGGUUACUGGAGCGAAAGUUUGGGCAAAGAUCGAGGGGAUGAGGAAGGAAUGGGAGGGUGUGCUGGGAAUCAAUGGCAGAAAAUAG